CAAACAAAUACAAAUAUCGCAGACUCCAGCUGGGUCUCACAGACACAUGUAACUCUAAUAUUAAAUUGCAGCAAACAAAGUUACACUCCACACUUCUGUUGCUAGGAUACAGCGAAUACUGAGACCUCUCUCAGUUGCCGACACCAGAUAGACACGUUAAACGUGGACUAUAACAAUAUUCAUUCGUGUUUUAGUAAGUUAUUCGCUUGGACACAUCCUAAGGUACAAGUAUGUCCUGUUGUAUGUCCUAAUGUCGACGGUGUUAUGGGAAGUCACACCGUAAAGUACCGUUAACUAACAUAAGUAUCGAUAAGCACAAUUUGCUAUAACCAGCCUUAUAGGCCUAUGGCCUGCUUCCUUUUCGCAUUCAUUAUCACCUUUUUUACCCCUCAACAGCGUAGUUAUUCAAACUUUUCUCUCAUGUGCUGCCGUUUCCUCCACAUAACAUCGUAUUUAUGUGAUAUAGGGUUGUCAAUGCCGCACCUGAAGACAUCUCAGACAAACCAGCUAUUGACAACAUUGUCGGAUACGCAGUCAAAGAAAUCUGGACUGCGGUGCACAGUUUACUCCGUCAGUGGAAAUGAAUACACUGGAGAGUGGCUGAACAACAAGAAGCAUGGGAAGGGUAGUCAGGUUUGGAAGAAGUCCGGUGCCAUUUAUAAUGGAGAUUGGAAAUUUGGGAAACGUGAUGGAUACGCUACCCUCAGUGUGCUGCUUCCAGAAACAAAGGAGUAUGCAAGGAAGCACUGUGGUGAAUGGAAAAAUGGAAAGAAGCAUGGGUACGGGAUGCACUUCUACAAAAGCUCAUCUGUUUAUGAGGGGGAGUGGAGUGAGGACCAACGAAGUGGCUGGGGAAGGAUGUACUAUAAUACGAGUGGAGACAUCUAUGAGGGAGAGUGGCUAAAGGAUAGGAAUCAUGGACAGGGAACCAUCCGAUUUGCAAAUGGAAAUUGGUAUGAAGGCAGCUGGCGAGAUGGGAAGAAGAAUGGCACUGGAAAGUUCUUCUAUCCUGACAAAGGCCAGAUGUAUGAAGGCAUUUGGAUGGAUGGAGUGGCAAAGUGUGGGACCAUGUCAGAUUUUGGGAGGAAUGAAGCACUGACACCAACAAAGUAUCUGAUUCCACAGCUACAACUGGUGGACAUGCAGUCGGUUUUAAGUGAAGCCCAGUCGGACAACCUUGAGAGAAUCAACAGCAAGUUCCCACUGCAUGACACACUCACAGGGACAGAAUAAAAAAAGAAAAUGAAUGGCAUGAUGGUCUUCAGU
Messenger RNA from Pseudoliparis swirei, 1266 nucleotides. RefSeq names its product MORN repeat containing 3 (gene morn3). The transcript has 5 exons. Lineage: Eukaryota; Metazoa; Chordata; Actinopteri; Perciformes; Liparidae. The coding region runs from base 346 to 1233 and encodes 295 amino acids. The record is from RefSeq and is a predicted model, not a curated record.